Messenger RNA from Australozyma saopauloensis, 2259 nucleotides. RefSeq names its product rRNA-binding ribosome biosynthesis protein. Gene Ontology annotation, cellular component: nucleolus; small-subunit processome. Gene Ontology annotation, molecular function: U3 snoRNA binding; rRNA binding. The transcript has a single exon. The coding region runs from base 1 to 2259 and encodes 752 amino acids. The record is from RefSeq and is a predicted model, not a curated record. Gene Ontology annotation, biological process: maturation of SSU-rRNA from tricistronic rRNA transcript (SSU-rRNA, 5.8S rRNA, LSU-rRNA). Lineage: Eukaryota; Fungi; Ascomycota; Pichiomycetes; Serinales; Metschnikowiaceae.
AUGGCCAAGAGAGAGUUAAGCGGUCCCCAAAAAGGCGGUCAAAAAAAACACCGCAAUGGCCAUGGUCGUCAAUCCAUGCGCACGGUCACGCGUACGGCCAGACGUGAUAAACCCGAAGAAGUUGAACCUGAAGUCUCGGAAUCACUGGAAGAUGAGCAAGAAGAAGCACCAGUCGCCGAUAAAUUCCAGAACAUCAAGGCAUACGAUGCUCUAUUGACUCUUUUGAAGUCAGAUCAACAGAACAUUGAAUCUACAAAGGCUGUAAAGGAAAGAUCAAAGAAAGGAAAGAGCCACGAAACCAGUGGAUCCAUUGAAUCGAAUGAGGAAGAUGAUGAAGUCAAUGAUGAUCAAGAUGCGGAAUCUUCCGAUAAUGAAGAUGAUGAUUCCGAGGAUUUCAAGGGCUUUGAUGCUGAAGAAAAUGAACAAGAAGAGGGUCAAGAAGCUGAGCAAGAGGAAUCUGUUGCUGGACUCAAUGUGGAAGAGCCCUCUGAAGAUGAAGAGGAGGAAAUGGAGUUCGAUGCUUUCGAUGAUCAAUCCAAUUUCAAUGCUCUGGAGGAUCCCUUUGAAGCACACUUCAACGGUGUCACUGAGGAAUAUGCUAAUAAGAAAAGCAAGCUUAUCGAGACAGCCAAGUGGGAAACAACAGCUAAAGCAUCUCUUGCGGAUGGCUCUUACAUUGCCACCACGCAAUCACCACCUGGCGGCGCCUUGGCUAGUGGAUUGAUUGCCAAAACCAAUAAUGUUGAGAAGUAUUCCACACUCAAGCAAAGAGUCAGAUCAGACUAUCUCCGCCACCAUUCUGAAAACUUGGACGAGUUGGAGCUGGAUCUUCUUCAUAACAUGCUCGAGUACAAGGAUAUCAACUACCCAUACAAACUUUACAACAACGCAUCAUACAAGAAACUCUACCUUUUGCACGUUCUCAAUCAUGUUUUCAAGACUAGAGACAGAGUGAUGAAAAACAACGAAAAAAUACGUAAUUACCACGAUGCAUUGAAGAACGGAACCCUCAAGAAAGGCGCUGUUGAGCCUGAGCUUCGAGACCAAGGUUUCACUAGACCAAAGGCCUUAAUUCUUCUACCCACCAGAAAUGCCGCAUACGAACUUAUCGAACAAAUCAUCAAGUUGUCUGGCGCAGAGCAACUGGAAAACCGCAAGAAGUUUAAGUCUCAAUUCUACGAGGAAAGUAGUCCGCUCCUGACCAAACCUGAUGACUUCAAACACACAUUCAAGGGUAAUACCAAUGACUUCUUCAGUGUGGGACUUAAGUUCACUCGUAAGGCUGUCAAGUUGUACUCCUCAUUCUACAACUCCGAUAUCCUCGUCGCAUCUCCUAUUGGAUUGUCCAUGAUCUUGGAGGACCCAAAACAAUCGAAGCGUGAAUAUGAUUUCUUGUCCUCCAUUGAAGUACUUGUCAUUGACCAUGCCAAUCAAAUUGAGAUGCAAAAUUGGGACCAUGUGGGUACAGUUUUGAAGUAUCUUAACAAGAUCCCUAAAGACUUCCACGGUGCUGAUUUCUCGAGAAUUCGGAUGUGGUCCGUCAACGAUCAGGCCAAACUUAUGCGCCAGUCUAUGGUAUUCAGCGAGUACCUCACACCAAACAUUAACAGCAUUGUAUCUCGGUCACAGAACAUUGGGGGCAAAGUCCGGUAUCGUCCGAUUUUCACCAGCAAGACCUGUAUCAUGAACUCUGUGGGUCUUAAAAUCAAGCAGAUCUUCCAGAGAUUCGACUCUGCAGAUCCACAAAAUAACUAUGAGGCUCGCUUCAAAUUCUUUGUGAAUUCGGUGUUGCCCUCGACGCUCAAACAAUCAUCCUACGAGAAUGGACUUCUUGUAUACAUCCCGUCAUAUUUCGACUAUGUCCGUGUAAAAGCGCACAUGAAGCAAAACACCAGAAUCAACUUCGCAUCGAUUGAUGAAUACUCGUCCAAAUCUAAGAUUUCCAAGGCACGUUACGCAUUCAGUGCCGGAAAAGUGCAAGUGUUGCUCUACUCGGAGAGAUUGCAUCACUACUCCAGAUACGAUCUUUACGGAGUGAAGAAUGUUCUCGUGUAUGAGGUGCCCUCCAAUCCUCUCUUUUACAAGGAGCUUCUACGCUAUGUUGGAAAGUCGGUUUACAAGGAGCAGGCUGAUAUCGACUUGUCGUUUGUUAAAACAAUUUAUUCGAAGUGGGAUUCCAUGCCGCUUGAGAGAAUCGUUGGAAACGAACGUGCGCCAGUGUUGUGCAACCUGGUAAAUGAGUUGUAUGAAUUUCGUUAG